CUUCCUGGGGGCAAUGUACAUGGAAAACUCAAUUGUGGUCGAUCAAAGCAUUUCAUAAGUUCUCUAAAUGAAUAUGCGCGCGUUCUCAUACUUUCCGACACGCCGCAUUUACAUAUCACGAUCUACAGGAUUGAUAUGAGUAUAAAAGGCCUCACAGUUCAUGUUUACAGCGCUACUGUACCUUCGCUUUCUCAUGUCUCAGAACGUCAGCGCAAACUUGUCAGAUCUUGUCAUUCGUGAAGUCACAUCUGGCAUAUGGACAUUCUCUCGACCCUUCGGACGAGGUCCUCUUGGACUUUUACCCUGGGGAGGUCGCUCAACUGCCAUCAAGCUUUCAACUGGCGAUGUAUGGGUACUUGCCUCAACACCACUCACUGAAGACACAAAGUCUGCCAUAGACGCCCUGGGGGCGGUCAAGUGGAUUAUCGCUGCCGACAUUGUGCAUCAUCUCUUCAUUGGUCAGUACAAGAAAGAAUAUCCAGAAGCAAAGGUCAUUGGUGUCGAGGGGCUAAGAGAGAAAAAGAAGCAGAGCAAGGAAGAUCUAAUCAUCGACGGGGAAUACGGCACCGACCCACAUGAGACACUCUAUGGGUUCGAAAAUGAGAUCAAAGCUUGUUUUUUCUCGGGAUUCGCCAACAAAGACAUCGCAUUCCUGCACGUUGCAACCAAGACUUUGAUUGUCGCCGACCUGUUGUUCAAUCUUCCUGGGACUGAACAGUAUUCUAAGUCGAAGAUCUCCCCGAAAGUGCCAAUCAUAGGCAAACUAAAUCCAACAAGCACUAUCCUCAAACGAUUGCUUUGGACAAUCGGAAAAGACAAAGAUGCAAUGCGACGGGAUGCGAAGAUCGUGCGCGAGUGGGAUUUUGAGAGAAUCAUAAUGUGUCAUGGAGACGUGAUCGAGACGGGGGGCCAGAGAGCAUGGGAGGAGGCUUACUCCAAAUACCUGUCCUAAAGACCUCAAGGGAUACGCAUUUCACUUUAUUAAGUUCCUACUUCAUACUCGCGAUAUCUACUAUCAUUACACGUGAAACAGGCGUGUUUUUUUGUCGCUGGUGGUAUAUAUUUGACUUGUAUUAUUAUAUGUAGGUCUUGAUCUUUAGCUUUCUUAGAAUGGAUCAAGCUAAUUGUGAAAUAUCAUAUGCCGGACUCCGUAUGAAUUCAGUAGUAUUGAGCUGCUAUUAGUUAUCACUUUUAACGCUUCGUCAUUGUACCGAAGCCGU
Lentinula edodes (shiitake mushroom) is the source of this 1220-nucleotide messenger RNA. RefSeq lists its product as uncharacterized. The record is from RefSeq and is a predicted model, not a curated record. The transcript has 12 exons. NCBI's taxonomy places the organism in Eukaryota, Fungi, Basidiomycota, Agaricomycetes, Agaricales, Omphalotaceae. The coding region runs from base 161 to 952 and encodes 263 amino acids.